ACUAAGCUCUUCUUAUUCACCUAAUUCAUAGCAGUUUCAUUCUCCUCUUGUGUGUUAAUUUCUCUUUAACCAGCUUAUCAUCAUCAUGGGUGUUCUAACUUUCACUGAUGAGACCACCUCUGUUGUAGCUCCAGCAAGGCUUUUCAAAGCUCUGGUUACAGAUGUUGACACCAUCGUCCCAAAGGUUAUCGAUGCCUUCAAGAGUGUUGAAAUUGUUGAAGGAAAUGGAGGCGCCGGAACCGUAAAAAAGAUCACUAUCCUUGAAGAUGGCGAAACCAAGUUUGUGUUGCACAAAAUUGACGCAAUUGAUGAGGCUAAUUGGGGAUACAACUACAGCAUCGUUGGAGGUGUUGGGUUGCCUGACUCAGUUGAGAAGAUUUCAUUUGAGUCCAAAUUGGAUGCAGGGUCCAAUGGAGGAUCCAUUGCUAAACUCACUGUUAACUUCUAUACUAAAGGUGAUGCUAAACCCACUGAAGAGGAGCUCAAAGUUGGAAAAGCUAAGGGUGAUGGCCUUUUCAAGGCAAUUGAGGGCUACGUUUUGGCCAAUCCUGACUACAACUAAAGUUUGUUUCUAAGAGUGCUUGCUUAUAUUUGGUAUAUGUUUGGAUGAGCGUUAGCAGAAUUGAAUCUGGUCAGAAGUGGAUCUGGCAGAAUUGGAUCCGGUAGACGUGAGUUUGAGUGACGUGAUUUAUGUUUGGAUACAGUUACAAGAACGUGAUUUUAGUAAGAAAAUUUUGUUUGGAUAUCUUUGAUUAGAAUUGCUUUUGAGUGUGUAAUGACUAAAAUGGGUAUGAAUACUUAAAUCAUUAUAUAAGG
Lotus japonicus is the source of this 816-nucleotide messenger RNA. RefSeq names its product class-10 pathogenesis-related protein 1-like. Gene Ontology annotation, biological process: defense response; abscisic acid-activated signaling pathway. Gene Ontology annotation, cellular component: cytoplasm; nucleus. The transcript has a single exon. The record is from RefSeq and is a predicted model, not a curated record. Gene Ontology annotation, molecular function: abscisic acid binding; protein phosphatase inhibitor activity; signaling receptor activity. Lineage: Eukaryota; Viridiplantae; Streptophyta; Magnoliopsida; Fabales; Fabaceae. The coding region runs from base 86 to 562 and encodes 158 amino acids.